UCUAACAUGGCAGAUCAAUCUGUGUUGUAUUAUCAUGUGACGAAGAAGUACUUGUAACGUUUUAAUAUUAAAUAAAUAAUAGACAAUUUGUGUAAUAAUAAACGUGAGUUUUAACAGUGUAUAUUGUUAUAUUAAAAUCGGCUUGUUUAUGACAAUGGCGGACAUUAAAAGUCCACCGUUUAGUGAUAUCAAAAGACCGGAGGAGGUAGUGGCGAUGGCGAUGAACGACAGCCUAAAAUUCGCCGUGUUGAUUGGGCUUAUCGAAGUUGGACAGGUGUCUAAUCGUGAAGUCGUCAACACCGUAUUACAUCUGCUUGUCGGAGGUGAAUUUGAUAUGGAACUAAAUUUUGUCAUUCAAGAUGCUCAAAAUAUCAGACAUAUGUUGGAAUUAUUAGACCACUGUCCACCAAAUCUCCAGGCGGAAAUAUGGAGUGUCUUCAUUGCGAUACUGAGAAAAAGCGUGAGAAAUUUACAGGCAUGCACAGAUGUCAGUCUUAUAGAGCACGUUCUCCAUCGUUUAUCUCGUGCAGAAACAGUUGUUGCAGAUUUAUUGAUCGAUAUGCUCGGCGUGCUUGCAAGCUACAGUAUAACUGUUAAAGAAUUGAAGCUGCUGUUCGGCGCAAUGAAAGCAGUCAAAGGAAAAUGGCCAAGACAUUCAGCUAAAUUGCUAAACGUACUUCGCCAGAUGCCACAGCGUAAUGGACCAGAUGUAUUUUUCAGUUUUCCCGGUAGAAAAGGAUCUGCUAUUGUGUUACCGCCGAUGGCGAGGUGGCCGCAUGAAAGUGGUUUCACAUUUACCACGUGGUUUCGACUCGACCCUAUAAACUCUGUCAAUAUCGAGAGAGAAAAGCCUUACCUUUACUGCUUUAAAACCAGUAAAGGAGUUGGUUAUUCAGCCCAUUUCGUUGGUAAUUGUUUGGUGCUUACUUCAAUGAAAGUUAAAGGCAAGGGCUUCCAACAUUGUGUCAAAUAUGAAUUUCAACCGAGAAAAUGGUAUAUGAUUGCGAUAGUGUAUAUAUACAAUAGAUGGACAAAAAGCGAAAUAAAAUGUCUAGUGAACGGCCAAUUGGCUUCAAGUACCGAAAUGGCUUGGUUUGUUUCAACGAAUGACCCAUUUGAUAAAUGUUACAUCGGAGCAACACCAGAAGUAGAUGAAGAGCGCGUAUUUUGUGGUCAAAUGAGCGCCAUCUAUUUAUUCAGCGAAGCCCUUACGACACAUCAAAUUUGUGCGAUGCACAGAUUAGGGCCUGGAUAUAAAAGUCAAUUCCGGUUUGACAACGAGUGCUACCUGAAUCUACCCGACAAUCACAAAAGGGUGAGUGAUGAGCUGGAUAAUUCGAGCAUGGUCGACCAAAGUAUGCAAACUGUACUGUACGACGGCAAGCUGUCCAAUGCAAUUGUGUUCAUGUACAAUCCAGUGGCGACAGACUCUCAAUUAUGUUUACAAAGCGCACCAAAGGGUAAUGUCUCGUACUUUGUUCACACUCCACAUGCGCUCAUGUUACAGGAUGUCAAAGCGGUUAUAACGCAUUCCAUACACAGUACAUUAAAUUCCAUCGGUGGAAUCCAAGUAUUAUUCCCAUUAUUUUCACAAUUGGAUAUGUCCUAUGACUGUAUAGCACCCAAUGACAUCAAACGCGACCCAAUGUUAUGUUCGAAAUUGCUAGGAUUUAUUUGCGAUUUGGUUGAAACUUCGCAAACAGUUCAGCAGCAUAUGGUACAAAACCGUGGAUUUUUAGUUAUCAGUUUUAUGUUGCAACGUGCGAGUCGUGAGCAUCUUACGACAGAAGUUCUUGCGUCAUUUUUAGAGCUCACUAAACAUCUGGUCACAUGUCUCAGUGCUAAUAGUGAUUUAUUAUUGAAACAGAUGUUUUACUUUUCAUUCCUGACAUGGCAGCUACUGGACCACGUGCUGUUCAAUCCCGCGCUGUGGAUCUACACACCCGCGCCCGUGCAGACGCGACUAUACUCUUAUUUGGCGACAGAGUUUCUCAGCGACACCCAGAUAUACUCUAACGUACGUCGCGUCUCCACCGUUCUACAGACUGUCCACACUCUCAAGUAUUAUUACUGGGUCGCUAAUCCACGUGCCAAGAGUGGAAUUACUCCCAAAGGUUUAGAUGGACCACGUCCUCAGCAAAAAGACAUCUUGACAAUUCGAUCAUGCAUUUUACUAUUCCUAAAGCAACUAAUAAUGAUCGGCAACGGCGUAAAAGACGACGAGCUCCAGUCAAUCCUAAACUACCUAACAACCAUGCACGAGGACGAAAACCUCCAUGACGUUCUCCAGAUGCUAAUAUCCCUAACAUCCGAGCAUCCAUCUUCAAUGGUCCCCGCGUUCGACUCAAAGCAAGGAGUUCGUACAAUUUUUAAACUUCUAGCCGCUGAGAGCCAACUGAUUCGUCUCCAAGCUCUGAAACUUCUCGGAUUUUUCCUUUCUCGCAGUACUCACAAGCGCAAAUACGACGUAAUGAGUCCCCACAAUCUCUACACUCUUCUUUCCGAGCGAUUAUUACUGAACGAAGAAACUCUGCUUCUGCCAACGUACAACGUUCUCUACGAAAUAAUGACCGAGCACAUAAGCCAGCAUAUUUUGUACACUCGUCACCCCGAGCCCGAGUCUCACUACCGCCUAGAGAACCCAAUGAUUUUAAAAGUUGUCGCGACUCUAAUCCGCCAGUCAAAGCAAACAGAGCAAUUGCUCGAGGUCAAAAAAUUAUUUCUAUCAGACAUGACUUUACUUUGCAAUAACAACCGCGAAAACCGUCGCACUGUCUUACAAAUGUCUGUUUGGCAAGAAUGGUUGAUAGCAAUGGCAUAUAUUCACCCCAAAAAUACCGAGGAACAAAAAAUAUCAGACAUGGUCUACUCAUUGUUCCGCAUGCUGCUACACCAUGCAAUAAAACAUGAAUAUGGCGGGUGGCGAGUCUGGGUUGACACUUUAGCUAUCGUACAUUCAAAGGUAUCGUAUGAGGAAUUCAAAUUACAAUUUGCCCAAAUGUAUGAACACUAUGAAAGACAGAGAUCGGACAAUAUCACCGAUCCAGAAGUUAGACAACAGAGACCUAUCAGUACUAUUUCUGGAUGGGAACAACAACUUCCGGCGAGCAAUGGAAGCAUUAAUGGUAAUGGCGCGAUUGAUAAUGGAAGUGAUGGCGGGUAUAGAAAUUGGAAUGAAGAUCAUGCUAUUGACAGAAAUUACAAAGAGUAUGACGCUAUUGAAGGUAAUGAAGUUGAGUCCAAUGAACGGAUGGAAGAAACUUGUAGCUGUGAUUUAAACUCGAUUGAUAAUACUGAAGAAAGUGAUGGAAGUCCGUCAAUUGUCAUCAAGUCGCGGGAUGUUGUUUCGUUGGAUUCGAGGUUAAGUGAAAUUGAAAAAACUGAGAGCUGUGGUAUUGAUAAUAAUGGCGAUGGUAAUUACGCUGAUGAUGAUUGUCCUCGUGAGUUGGUCAGUGAAGAUGAAAAGGCGGAGAAAGAAGGGGGUGAAGAGGGAAAAGAUUGCGAGGAAGUUGAAGUUGAAGUUGAAGAGGUUAAAGAGAGUGAUAAUUUUGAGGUUAAAAUUGUUGAGGUUAUUGAUGAUAAAGAAGAAAAAGAGGAAAAUAGUGUAGAAAAGAAUGAUGAAGAGGAAGUUAAAGAAGAAGAAGAAAAUGUUAAAGAAGAAGUUGAAGAGAAAAGUAAAGAAGAAGUUAAGGAGGAAAUUAAGGAAGAGGUUAAAGAGGAAAUUAAAGAAGAGGUCAAAGAAGAAAUAAAAGAGGAAGGAAAUGAAGAAGUGAAAGAAAAAGUAGAAGCAGUUAAAGAAGAAAUAGAAAAAGUUGAAGAAUUAAAUAAUAAAAUAAUUGAAGAUAAUAAAGAAGACAAUCAAACAGAUGUAAUUGAUAAUAAAAAUAAUGAUAAUGAAAUUGUAAAAGAAAUAAUUAAAGAGAAGAUUGAAGAGAAUUUAGAAGAAAAAAAAGAAAUUAAUGAAGUAGAUGUAAUUAAUGUAGUAAAAGAUGUUGAUGUAGAAAAGAUUGAGGCUAAAGAGCUGGAAUCAAAUGACGUGGCAUUAAAAGUAGAAAAUAAAGAAGAAGAAAAAGAAGAAGAAGAAGAAGAAGAGAAAAAUAAAUCAAGUGAUUUGAAAGAGAGUAAUGAAGUAGUGGAGGCUCCGGUAAUUGACAAAGUUAAUGGGGAUGUUAGUAAUGAAGAAGAAAAUAAAGAUGAAGAAAAAACUGAAGAAGAUACUAAAGGUGAAGUUAAUGAUGUCGAAAGUAAAGAAGAUAAGGAUGAAAAAGUGGAGGAGGCGAGUAAAGACGAGGAAAAAACGGUGAUAAAAGAAAUAGAAAAUAAUGAAGAUGUAUUGAAAGAUAACGAAGAUAUAGUAAAUGAUAAAAAUAAUGGUGACAAGACUGAUAAAGUCGAUGAUACGGAUACUUUAGAUACUAAAAGUAUCAAUUGCUCAACUAGCGUAAUUAAAAGCACUGACGAUUGUACGAGUGUUGAAAUAAAUGACGAUAAUGAUAAUGAUAAAUUAGCAGAUGAUUUAAUAAAUGGCGAUUGUGCUGCUGAUAAAAUUAUUGAUGAAGAAAAGGAAGAGGUUAAAAAAGAAAAGCUGGUGGAAAAAAAGGAAGAGGUGGAAGAAGAAAAGGAGGUGGAAGAAAUAAAAGAGAAAGAAGAGACGAGUAAGGAAGACCAUUCAAGCGAACCGUCCAAUAUUUCUACUAGUAUAAUAAGUGAUACAAUCGUACCAGUGACAGACGAUGUAGAAAUAAAUGAUAGUAAUAAUAUUAAAAAUAUAAAUACGAAUACUGUUACAGUAGUCGAUGAUAAUAUGCAAGUGCCAAAUACCACAAAGACACAAACACAACAACCAAUACCAACAAUAUCAACGGUCUGUGAUGCAACUAAAAGUUUAUCCGAUGGUGUGCCUCAAGUUAAUUCUAAUGUGCUCGCAAUGGACAAUCCACUCGACCCAAGUGUCAGUGAUAUACAACUAAAUACUAUCUCUGGUUCCACUGUUCCUGGUCCCGCUGCUGCUGUUGAUCAUGAUCACGAGCAUGUUGAUCCACAUCGCAGGUCUAGUCUGCCAAUAGUAUCAGCAUCCGAAGCUGAUGUAGACGAUCCAAGUGGCAGUGCUGGUGUCGGUCCUAGUGCUGCCAGUGCUGAUGAAACAGUUGUUGUUAACGGUGAUAAUAAACGAACGGUUAUUAUUACUAAUAAGAAAAUAUCUUCGCCACAAAAAAGACCACGCAGUGCCUCAACAUCCACUCAAGUAGAUCCCAAUCACUUUGAAUCUAAAAGAGCGAAACAAGGAAAUGGAACAAAUAGACCGAUGUUUAGUCCAGGACCAAGUCGACCACCAUUUAGGAUACCUGAAUUCAAAUGGUCUUAUAUACAUCAAAGAUUAUUAUCUGAUGUUUUGUUUUCACUGGAAACAGAUAUUCAAGUUUGGCGAAGUCAUUCAACAAAAUCAGUCCUGGACUUUGUGAAUAGCAGUGAAAAUGCUAUUUUUGUCGUCAAUACCGUUCAUUUAAUUUCACAACUGGCGGACAAUUUAAUAAUCGCCUGCGGUGGUCUAUUGCCAUUAUUGGCAUCUGCAACGUCACCGAAUAGUGAACUUGAUGUAAUUGAACCAACUCAGGGUAUGCCAAUCGAAGUCGCAGUAUCAUUUCUUCAAAGGCUAGUAAAUAUGGCCGACGUCCUGAUAUUCGCUAGUUCUCUUAACUUCGGCGAACUUGAAGCCGAAAAAAAUAUGUCCAGUGGAGGAAUUUUACGGCAGUGUCUGCGCCUGGUCUGUACUUGUGCUGUUAGAAACUGCUUAGAGUGUAAAGAACGUGGCAGAACUUACAGCAUGUUAGGUCGUCAAAUCGGUACUAGUAAUAAAUCACAGCACAUACAAUCUCUUAUACGCGGAGCACAAACAUCACCAAAGAAUAUUGUAGAUAAUUUAACGAAUCAAUUGAGCCCAGUUAAAGAUCCUGAAAAAUUAUUACAAGAUAUGGAUGUCAAUCGUCUGAGAGCUGUUAUUUACAGAGAUGUUGAAGAAACUAAACAGGCACAGUUUCUGUCUCUGGCAAUAGUUUACUUCAUCUCUGUACUAAUGGUAUCUAAAUAUCGUGACAUUCUCGAGCCACCAAUUUCCCAACGACCGCCGAGUCCCGUUCAAACAAUCCAGACCAACGGUGCUAAUAUACGACCAGCGAGUCCUACAGAGAGUGGAGGAAUUAUGAGUCAAUCGGGUUCGCAAGAUGAUGGUGAAUAUGAAGUUAUAAUUGUUGAUGAAAAUAAUUCGAGUAUACUCGCUGAUCAUGAUGUAACAUCAUCUGGACCACCUUCAACGAAGGGAGGACACAGUGGUGUACCUCGAUCACAACCUAUUCUUGAGGAUUACAACACCACAUCUGAACCGUCUAUUGGUUCUUCAAAACGUACAGAAGUCCCAAGAUUAACAACUAAGAGUAAUGAUUCAAUUGAAGAAGCAAUGCAUCGUAGUAAUUUAACAGCUGACCCGAGUCCAUCAGAUAUUACGACAGACAACGAAAACAAACAUAAUUCAUCGGAGGAAGCUUGGACGGACGUUAAUCUCAAUGAAGAUACUGAUACUGUACAAAUUAAUAACGCACGUGAUGACCCACGAAAUAUACAUAAUAUCGCACAUUCUCAUGGUAACCAAGAUAAUGAAGGAAAUGUAUUGGAACAAGAGUCACUUGGAGAUACAGAACGCGGGGAAAAACCAACGGGAGAAAUAUCUGUUGUAAGAAUACCCGAUCGGUUGGUAAUGACAUCAGCAUCUCCGCGUCCGGACGAUUUACCGAUAAAGAGUCUGGUGGAACAUUUGCCCGUGCCAACGCCGUCACGCGAAGCGUCGCUGACACAAAAACUUGAGAUGGCCCUCGGCUCUGUCUGUCCACUACUCCGUGAAAUAAUGGUCGACUUUGCUCCUUUUUUAUCUAAAACUCUUGUCGGUUCACACGGCCAGGAAUUACUUAUGGAAGGCAAAGGGUUAACGACAUUUAAAAAUAGUAAUUCUGUCGUCGAACUUGUCAUGCUGCUGUGCUCUCAAGAAUGGCAAAAUUCACUGCAAAAACACGCUGGACUAGCUUUCAUUGAAUUGAUCAACGAAGGAAGAUUACUGUCACAUGCAAUGAAAGAUCACAUUGUCAGAGUAGCCAAUGAAGCUGAAUUUAUUCUUAAUCGUAUGCGUGCUGAUGACGUUCUCAAGCAUGCUGAUUUUGAGUCACAAUGUGCCCAGACACUUUUAGAUCGUAGAGAAGAAGAAAGAAUGUGCGAUCACUUGAUAACCGCAGCACGAAGGCGUGACAAUGUCAUUGCAAGCCGUCUAUUAGAAAAAAUACGUAAUAUACUAUCAAACAAACACGGCGCAUGGGGUUACAUGGAUCCAAUGGCUGCUAAACUAACAGAGUAUUGGAAACUGGAUGCCUGGGAGGACGAUGCAAGGCGACGUAAACGUUUUGUACACAACCCUCUGGGUUCGAGUCAUCCCGAAGCAACAUUGAAAGCCGCUUUGGAACACGGCGCACCAGAAGACGCGAUUCUCCAAGCACGCGAAGAAUUUCACGCUCAUCUCGCAGCUUCGCGUGCACAUCAGCAGCAGCUACAGUCCGCGGAUCUUAUGGAUGACAGUGAAUUGCUGUCUGACGAUAGGGAUCUUGACAGUGAUUUGACAGGGCCAAUAAACAUUAGUACAAAAGGAAAAAUAAUAGCUCCCGGUAUCGUGGCGCCGGGUAUUAUUUCAAUAACGUCAACGGAGCUGUAUUUUGAGGUGGACGAGGAGGAUAUUGAAUUCAAAAAAAUCGACAGUGAGGUACUGAAGUACUGCGAUCAUCUACAUGGCAAGUGGUACUUUUCCGAAGUACGCGCAAUAUUUUCGCGUCGUUAUCUUUUGCAAAAUGUUGCAAUUGAAAUUUUCCUUGCAAGUCGAACCUCAAUUCUAUUCGCGUUCCCGGAUCAAAUGACAGUGAAAAAGGUGAUCAAAGCGCUACCACGUGUUGGAGUAGGCAUCAAAUAUGGAAUUCCACAGACUAGGAGGGCUUCUAUGAUGUCACCGCGACAACUUAUGAGGAAUUCAAAUAUGACGCAAAAAUGGCAACGAAGAGAAAUUUCUAAUUUUGAAUACUUAAUGUUCCUUAAUACUAUUGCUGGUCGCACCUACAAUGACUUAAAUCAGUAUCCAGUAUUUCCAUGGGUACUUACUAAUUAUGAAACUAAAGAACUUGACUUAAGUUUACCUAGUAACUAUCGUGAUUUAUCAAAGCCAAUUGGAGCACUUAAUCCCAGUCGAAGAGCUUACUUCGAAGAACGUUUCCAAAGUUGGGAUAACGACAGCAUUCCACCGUUUCAUUACGGCACUCAUUACUCCACAGCAGCUUUCGUCCUUAAUUGGCUUAUCCGCGUGGAACCAAUGACGACAAUGUUUUUGGCACUACAAGGUGGUAAAUUUGAUCAUCCAAACAGACUUUUUUCAUCAAUUGCUCUCUCAUGGAAAAAUUGUCAGCGUGAUACAUCUGAUGUUAAGGAAUUAAUCCCAGAAUUUUUCUUCCUACCGGAAAUGCUUGUAAACAGUAAUCGUUAUCGUCUAGGCAGACAAGAAGACGGUAGUUCUGUUGGUGAUGUUGAAUUACCACCAUGGGCAUCAUCGCCUGAAGAAUUUAUUCGCAUUAACCGAAUGGCAUUAGAAUCAGAAUUUGUAUCGUGUCAACUUCAUCAAUGGAUCGAUUUAAUCUUCGGUUACAAACAAAGAGGUCCAGAAGCUGUCAGAGCGACCAAUGUGUUUUAUUAUUUAACUUACGAAGGAAGCGUUGAUUUAGAAUCAAUAGGUGAUCCGGUUAUCAGAGAGGCCAUUGAAAAUCAAAUAAGAAAUUUUGGACAGACACCAUCACAGUUAUUGAUGGAACCACAUCCACCACGAAGUUCUGCCAUGCAUUUAUCACCAAUGAUGUUUUCAAGUAUACCAGAUGAUGUUUGUAUGACCAUUAAAUUUCCAUCAAAUUCACCAAUUUGUCAUAUAUCUGCAAAUACGUAUCCGCAAUUACCACUGCCAUCAGUUGUUACUGUCACAACUGGACAACAAUUUGCAGUUAAUCGUUGGAAUACUAAUUACGCUGCAUCAGUACAAUCACCAAGCUACGCUGAUACCCCACAAGCGCAAGCUAUUAAUCAACCAUUGUCAAUGGAUCCUGUUUUAUCGCAAACGUCAAACAGUUCCAACCCAGCAUUGAAACGUCAUUUGGGUGACAAUUUUAGUCAGAAACUUAAAAUAAGGAGCAACUGUUUUGUUACAACUGUGGACAGCAGAUUUUUAGUAGCAUGUGGCUUCUGGGACAACAGUUUUCGCGUAUUUUCAACAGAAACUGCGAAAAUUGUUCAAAUAGUAUUCGGUCAUUAUGGAGUGGUGACAUGUUUAUCUCGAAGUGAGUGUAAUAUUACGUCUGAUUGUUACAUUGCGUCAGGUAGUGCUGAUUGUACAGUACUCUUAUGGCAUUGGAAUGCUCGUACGCAGACAAUUGUCGGUGAAAGUGAAGCACCGGCACCACGGGCUACUCUUACUGGUCAUGAACAGCCGGUUACUGCUGUUGUUAUUUCAGCAGAACUUGGUCUUGUUGUAUCUGGUUCAUACUAUGGACCGGUACUUGUGCAUACGACAUUUGGUGAUUUGUUGAGAUCACUUGAAGCACCGAGUGGUUUUAUAUCACCAGAAAAUAUCGCGAUGUCUCGUGAGGGUGUAAUUGUUGUCAAUUAUGAACGCGGUCAUAUUGCCGCCUUUACUAUCAAUGGGAAAAGAUUACGUCACGAGUCACACAAUGACAAUCUUCAAUGUUUACUACUGAGUAGAGACGGAGAAUAUUUGAUGACUGGUGGUGACAAAGGCAUCGUUGAAGUAUGGAGAACAUUUAAUUUAGCUUUGCUAUAUGCGUUUCCAACUUGCGAGGGCAGUGUACGGUCUCUUGCACUCUCUCAUGAUCAAAAGUUUCUACUAGCGGGUUUAGCAAAUGGUUCAAUAGUAAUUUUCCACAUUGACUUCAACCGUUGGCAUCACGAAUUUCAACAGCGUUACUGAAAUUACGGUUGCCUUUUCGUCCGUUACUAAAUAAAAUAAAAAAAAAACUACAGAAUGAAAAUGAAUAACCGGACGAAAAUAUUUGGCAAGUUUAAAAAAAUAACAAAAAAAAGUAGCCGAAAAAUUUUAGGGUAAGUAGGAAAAAUUGUACUUAAUUUAAAAAAAUUAUUAUUUUCUUUUUUUUUAAACUUAAAUCACAAAAGUGGUAUCGGUUAAAGUACUUAGUAAUUACAAUAAUAAAUAAAAAUUAGUUAAUUAGUCUUAUAAAAAAAUGAAGCAUUUAAAAUGAAAAAAAUAAAAUUUGAAAAUAAAUAUUUUUAUUUUAAAAUAAUUAAAAUGAAAUAACGAAACAUUUCGUCCGAUUAGUAAAAAGCAUUUGCUACAAAAGCUUGAUAAAAAGUAAAUAAAUGAUAAAAAUUAUUUACAAGCUGAUAACGGUAGCACAGCUAGUCAAUUAUAAAUAAAUAAAUAAUGUGCAAUGAUUUUAAAAUAAACUAUCAAAUGAUAAAUAACAAAAAAAUGCCAAACGGUGCGUGACUUAUUUUUGUGCACUUACGUACGUGGAUUACGUUAGGAUUUAAUCAUGUAAAUAUAAUAAUCUCAAUGUUAUUAUAUAUAAUAAAUAAAUUUAAGUAUGUGUGCUAAAAAAAAUGUUAUUGCUGUUUAAAUAAAAAAAAAUCAAUUUCGCGGCUUAAUUAAAAAUUUCCACGUACGAUUAUCGCACGCAGUCGUUAUUAAUUGCAAGGAGGAUUUUUAAACAUUAAAAUUUUUUUUAUCACCGCCAUUCCGAUAUCACAUCUUUUUUUUCAUUGUUGUUAUUAUAUAUUUUUAUUAUUGAUAUUAUUGUUACUAUUAUUUUUUAUUGUUUAUUUUUAUUUUUAUCAAAGCCGUCCAGCUUAUAACGUGAAUAAAUAUUUCCUAUUAAUAUUUUUCGCAUACAAAGUAUACUUAAAACCAAAAUAAAUAUAUAAUUACUUAAUAAAUAAAGAUAAUGCA
Messenger RNA from Microplitis demolitor, 11047 nucleotides. RefSeq names its product neurobeachin (gene rg). Gene Ontology annotation, cellular component: membrane; cytosol. Gene Ontology annotation, biological process: intracellular protein localization. The coding region runs from base 149 to 10051 and encodes 3300 amino acids. NCBI's taxonomy places the organism in Eukaryota, Metazoa, Arthropoda, Insecta, Hymenoptera, Braconidae. The transcript has 45 exons. The record is from RefSeq and is a predicted model, not a curated record. Gene Ontology annotation, molecular function: protein kinase binding.